Leptidea sinapis is the source of this 1078-nucleotide messenger RNA. It is a transcript of the gene NGR-A2, whose product is annotated as neuropeptides capa receptor-like. Gene Ontology annotation, cellular component: plasma membrane. Gene Ontology annotation, biological process: neuropeptide signaling pathway. Bases 1 to 1059 code for a protein of 352 amino acids. The record is from RefSeq and is a predicted model, not a curated record. Lineage: Eukaryota; Metazoa; Arthropoda; Insecta; Lepidoptera; Pieridae. Gene Ontology annotation, molecular function: neuropeptide receptor activity. The transcript has 4 exons.
AUGACAAACGAGAGUAAUAAUUUCGAAAACGACACGUACUCCUCUUACGGCAUAGGCUUAUCAUUUCAUGAUGACAUCAGUACUUUCGAAGAAUCUUGCUUAGUUAAAUCUAUUGUAAGCACAUUCCUGGGCGUGUCUAUGGUAUUAAGUUUAAUUGGAAAUACAUGUACUGUUGCAGUUAUAGCCCGAGAGCGAUCGAUGAAAACUCCCAUUAAUUACUAUCUCCUUAAUUUAGCUAUAACAGACUUAAUGACAGCGCUUUUCAUACCCAUAGAGAUAUAUAUUCUCUGGGUACCAGACUAUUAUCCUUUUGGUGAAGAAGGGUGUCAAAUGCACUUCCUAAUUUGGGAUCUUCUUAGCAACUGCAGUGUAUUAACUAUUCUGGCAUUCACUAUAGAACGAUAUUUAGUUAUUUCUAAACCAUUCUUACGACAGCAACUGGUGAUAAAUUCGCGGGUUUUCAAAAUAAUUACAAUAAAUUGGAUAUUAUCUGCCAUUUUUUCGAUUCCGAACGCUUUCUAUUCGUACUUAGUUCAGAGAAAGAGCUAUGUGUAUUGUUUCUACACUGUUCGUGAAAGUGAAAAGAUAAUUUUAAUCGCAGCUAACUUGUUGAUGUUUUAUAUAUUACCAAUGUCGGUAAUAUUUGUUCUGUAUGUCUUAAUUGCUGUUAAAUUGAAAGAGAAAACGUCAAGGACCUAUAACCCGGCGUAUGGAGUGCAAAACAAAAAUAAAGCAGUUAAAAUGCUAGCGGCUGUUGCUUUUUCAUUCUUCGUCUGUUGGUCACCAUACAGCAUCCUACGUAUUAUUCUGUUGAUACCAAAACAAAAUCCAGAUGAUUACUUUAAGUUCGAGAGAGUUUUGUUGUACGUCAGUGUCAUCAACAGCUAUGUGUAUACAGUUGUCAACCCUAUUCUCUACAGCUUAAUGUCACGGAAAUUCAGAAAUGCGUUUAAGAGGUUACUGAAAAGCAAGAAUACUCAGUGUAGAUCCAGAAGUGGGGAGUCCGAACACGCCAACACUGGAAUACCACUUAGUAACCUAAAACUUCACUAUAUUUAAUUAAGUAUAUUAAGGCUGG